UUUCGAUGUUUCCUUUGGCAAGGAAAAAAAAAAAAAAUAAAGAAAAAAAAGAAAAAGGAGAAUGUACAAACAGUUUUGCAUAUAUUCAUGCUCGAACGUAUAAUCCUCUCGACGUUCGAAAGUCAUAUAUUUGUCGAAUAAACGUUUGAAACAAGCUGAAUGAACGAUAGUUAAAUAAAGGCAAGUUGAAAGAGUAAUUUGCAUUCAAGGAGGAUCUCUUUCCUCUUAGUCUUAGGAGGGGAAACGAUGUCGUGCGCGAUUCAACAACUUUUCCCUUCUCAAUUUCAUCACUUUCAUGAAUCGAUGACUCGAUACCGGUUUACAUCGAUGAUAAUCCGUAGAUUCGAACGAGUUCCAUUCCAUGUUCGACGAACUCUUAGAGAUAAUACUUCUUAGAAUCGAUAUUUAAACAUUUCAAAUAUUCGAUAGUUUUUUUUUCCCCCUUUCCCCUUCGUUUCUCGUAAACGGACAGUUCUGACAAUCUAACUCGCUUUUCUCGCUUCUCGAACUCUCGAAAUUAGCCUGCUCGAGUGCAUCCGGUGUAUCGAGGGAUCCUCGAUCUCUCGUACGAAAUGAAAAGAACCAGGCUCGGUACUUUCGCUGCUCGAGAAGAUUCACCGAGUGAAACCAAUUGUGUUCCGUUGUGUGUGAACGUCCUUUGCCGCCUAUAUAGAGGGCCGAUCGUGGGCGUUGGAUCAACAGUAUUGUUCCAGAACUCUCGUUCCAUGUAUCGUAUUCUUCUCCACCUCGAUCUUUCCUUUGUUUCUUCUUUUUUUCCCUCUCUCUCUCUCCAACGAGAAAAAUGAAGGAAACUUCUUCGUUCGUCGAAUCGAUCCUCGAUUAAUUCUCGAAUUCCUCCUCAAGGAAUGGAACGAUUGGGCUAAAUAGGCCAGAUCAAGGGAAAACUUCACCAUCAUCAUCAUUAUCGAGACUUUCUCCCCGAUCCUCUUCCUUUCGUCACUCGUGGAACGCGAUGAAGCACGGAUUGAGAACCUUGUGCCUUUUAAUCUACAUCUCAACCGGGAUCACGGUGAUCGUUGAAUCGAUCGAGGAGGAGUCUGCGAGCUCGACGAACGAGGAUGAAAAUCGGGCGGGCUUCGACGAGGGUUUCGGCUCGUGUCUGGCUGGGAAACGGUACGCCACGCUGGAAUGCUUGAAUCGAGGCGCUCUGACCGCUCUUCGAUCGAUCGAUCGAAAGGACGAUUUGGAUCUUGGCGACGUACACCUGGAGAGAGCGGACGGCCACGAGAGAAGAGAAGUUUUGGAUUGGGAUUACGAUCCAAAGGAUUUCGGGAGCGUCGUGAGGGCGGCCACCGAACUGAUGGAACGGCGAAGCCUCAGAUGGAGUCUGGAUAACGUGUAUCCCGGACUCGAAUUGAGAGCCGGGCCGACGUUGAACGGAAACGGCGUACUGGAGUUCGUCGUCAAUGAAAAAUCCACGGUUUUCGGGGACAGGCAAACAUUGGGCCCGGGAAGGCAAAUGAUGAGACACCUGUUGAUACCAUUCCUGCUAGGUUUUAAGUUCAACCUGGCCUCCCUGAUCCCCCUCAUGUUCGGCUUUCUGCUGCUGCUCACCAAGAAGGCUCUGCUGUUGACGAAGGUGGCGCUGGUGAUCACCGGCCUGCUCGGCUGGAAUUCCUUCUUCUCCACCGCCUAUCCAAGCGGCAUCCAUCACUCUCACGAGGGACACGGCGCAUUUCCACCAAACUACGAGCAGUAUUACAAUUUCCACCACAGACCACCGUACAGGGGAUUCCAGGGCAACGACUUCGAGUCGCCGUACUACAGCCAACACGUCAUCAGAGAGGUGGUCGACGUUUACGAUAACGCGGAGCAGAGCGUUGACAAGAGCAAGGGGCGGAACGGGAAGAAUUUCGUUUGGGUGAAGAGUAGUUGACUCGCUCUACUGUUCGAUUCGUUGUAUUCAAAUUCAAUUAGUUUAAUUCCAUUUCACAGCUACGUUCAACGUUGCCUUGUACGUUGAUUCAUUACGAUAUUAUGAAGUUACGUUGAAAAAGAAAUUUCAGAAGAUAUGUAGAAUGAAAUCGGAUUGAAAUAUAUUCCGCUCUCUUUUCCUCGCCA
Molecule: messenger RNA, 2082 nt
Organism: Apis cerana (Asiatic honeybee)
Lineage: Eukaryota; Metazoa; Arthropoda; Insecta; Hymenoptera; Apidae
Gene: Osi10b
Product: DUF1676 domain-containing protein Osi10b
Cellular component (GO): membrane
Source: RefSeq, a predicted model, not a curated record